Messenger RNA from Ahaetulla prasina, 3375 nucleotides. It is a transcript of the gene SUPT3H, whose product is annotated as SPT3 homolog, SAGA and STAGA complex component. Gene Ontology annotation, biological process: transcription by RNA polymerase II. The transcript is spliced from 15 exons. NCBI's taxonomy places the organism in Eukaryota, Metazoa, Chordata, Lepidosauria, Squamata, Colubridae. The record is from RefSeq and is a predicted model, not a curated record. The coding region runs from base 147 to 1430 and encodes 427 amino acids. Gene Ontology annotation, molecular function: protein heterodimerization activity; transcription coactivator activity.
CCAGUUUGUCGGCCUGGUCCACGAAUCAGAGGCGACGCGUCUUUCGCCGCGACUCGCGCAGGAAGCGCCGCCAUGGCUCUUCCCGCCCGCUGAGACGCCGCUGCUGCCGAAAGGGCUGCUCAGAUGAGCAGUACUGGACCAGCCCAAUGUCAGCUGUUCCAUCUAGCAGUGGAAGAGGGACUGGGAGAUCAACAAACUUUAUUCUAGAAUUGCAAAGUAUGAUGAUUUACCUUGGAAAUAAAGAGAUGGAAAACAGCAAUUACAUUGAUACAACAGCUCUAAUUACGAAGUGGAGAAGGAGAUUGAACUUUGGAACAAAAACAACUGAUCAACAACUACAUCUGAAAAAGUAUGGACUGCACAAACAACCAAAAAGAAAAAUUACAUUGGGCAGGAUGGAAUGGUUUUCCUUAGGAGAUGCUCGCAGGCCCCUACAUGAAUCAGCAAUAUUGGUUGAAGACAUUGUCCACACUCAACUGAUUAAUUUGUUGCAACAAGCCUCUGAAGUUUCUCAGAUGAGAGGUGCUAGAGUAAUCUCUGCAGAAGAUCUUAUUUUUUUGAUGCGCAAAGAUAAGAAAAAACUUCGAAGAUUACUUAAAUACAUGUUUUUCCGAGAUUACAAAUCUAAAGUUGUCAAAGGCAUUGAUGAAGAUGAUCUUCUUGAAGACAAAUUCAGUAGCAGCACUAACAAACGUCAGAAAACUGCUCAAGACUUUCUUAUUUCUAUUGAUCAGACUGGGGAGCUCUUGGCCUUGUUUGAAGAUGAUGAGAUAGAUGAUGUAAAGCAAGAGAGAAUGGAGAGAGCAGAAAGACAAGCACGAGUGAUGGAUUCAGCACAAUAUGCAGAAUUCAGUGAAAGCCGUCAGCUGAGCUUUUCUAAAAAAGCUUCCAAAUUUCGAGACUGGUUGGACUGUAGUAGCAUGGAAAUAAAACCAAAUGCAAGUGCUAUGGAAAUGCUGGCUUAUUUAGCAUAUGAGACAGUAGCACAGUUGGUGGACUUGGCCCUUUUGGUCAAGCAGGAUAUGAUACCGAAAGCUGGUGACCCUUUUAGUCAUGCAAUAUCUGCUACUUUUAUUCAGCAUCACCAUUCUGAGAUGCAUAUUUUAGGGCAGACUGCAAGUAUGAAAAGUAAUCCUGAUUCACCUGAAAAUACUCCACCACCAACACCCACCCUGCCAUCAAUGGGCCUGCAGUACCUUGGGAAAAUUCAGUCUGGGACUAUGGGGAAUGGCAGCACUGGACAAGAUUCUUCCAAAGUCAAACAGCGAAAGAAGAAGAAAAGUACUGCAGCUUGUGCAGAAGCCCAGAGUGAUGCCAUCCAGCCGGCCCACAUCAGAGAGGCCAUUCGGCGCUACGGCCACAAGAUUGGACCCCUUUCCCCUUACACAAGCGCCUACCGCAGAAAUGGGAUGACUUUUCUGGCUUGCUAAUAUGGAUGUGCCUACAGCAACAGGAAAGACAGUGUUAUAUUAAGGAGCUCAUAGUAAUUUCCAGAAACACUGGAGGAGUUCAGUUGAAGGAGAAGAAGUGUGACAAGCACUGAGAUUGAAGUACCUGCACUUUCUGUAUGUCCAAAGGUCUCACCUCCCAUCACUUUCUCAGUGGAAGGUUGAUGAGAAAGACACUUAUGCACUCAGAAGUAACAUGUAAACUAAUAUCCACUGACAUUAAGGGUGCAAGAUACCUUGAUCAGGGAAGUCACUUCUGAUCGUGCUGAUCUUGAAAUGCCAUUUAAACCUAACAAUGGUAAUUUCAUUUUUAAAGAAGAAUGACAUGAUGGGCUUAUGGAGCCAAACUUCAGAAGAUGGUGCCUAUUCUUUCAUCACAAAGACUGAUAUUUUUCUUUAGAUAGUAUGAUUAGGCCUUUGAGAUUCUGCUUCACCCCAGUAAUGUACUUCUAAGGGAGAUAUUCUGCAGACACUUCCCUGCCUUUCUACUAGCCUCUUCUUUCUCUUUGAAAAAUAAACUGGGGAUGUUGGCUAUGAGCAUCAGAACUGCACUGAGAACUCAAGAGUGCCUGAGUUCUUGAUUAUAAAUAGUUCAAGCAUCUACAUAUCCAAAUUAUAUUUAUCCAUAGAAAAUACUUGAAUAUAUUUCUAUUCCAGAUACAGUACAAUAUGCAAUCUUAAGAGUUUGCAAAUGUAUCUUCAAAUUAGCAAGAUUUGCUUUUCAUAUUAUUUCACUAAGGAAUACAGUAUGACCCCCUCAGAUAAUACUUUAUUUACAUUAGCAAGAUUCAUUCAUGUGUAUGCUAUCUGAACUGAUAGUAUGUGAUAUGGUUUGUAACACAUUGCAUUCAAAAGCAAAAAUUCCAUCCACUUUUUUGUGAGUGCUUCCACUUACGCUGCAAUGUCACUCCACAGCUUUUUUAGCACUUUAUUUUCAAAGACCAUUCUGCAAUUAUAUAGGAAGCUAUUUUUGAGCUUUGAGUUGUCCUAUGAAUUGAGCAAAGCAUAACUGAUACAGGAACAAAUCACUUAGCAAUUGCCUAGGAGUUAGAGAUGAUUCUCUGCUGCAUGAGAAAACAAUCCCAAAGCUAGCUACCUAAAGCAUUUUUCAUAUAAAGAAUAUAAAUUUCUACAUAUGCCUAUUUAUUUUUUUACAAGAGUUGCUUCUAGUAUGGCACAAAAGGAAAUCCAGGGAGACAGCUUAAUGGACACUGAAGGCUGCUAAUAAAAAGAUUAAGUCCCUGAGCUGUCAAACUUCUCUUCCUUAAGCACAUGUUUAUGCUUCAAGUCAAACAAUCCAGUGUGGGUAUUAUUUUUUUUAACACAUUUAGUAAAGUUGGGCUACAGCCUGUUCUACAUACCCAGAGUUUGCCAUUAAUAUAUUCAUGCUGAAUUAGGAGAUGCAGCCUUCUAGAUGAUCAGUUUUCAAGAGAGAGAAAGUAGCAAUUGCUAAGUGGAUAAUUACUGAAUUUUCAUGGGUUAGAAGUUGUUAUUGAAUCCUCCCACUGUAAAAGAAGUUUAGUUACCUUAGAAAUGUUUGACACAUUUGCUUCUCCCUUGAUUGAAAAGCUACGAUAUGCAGAAAGGUGCACUUCUUAGUAGUGGUUUAAAAUUGUGAUUAACAUUCUCUGAAUUAUCAUUGUGUUGAAAGAAUGUCAUACGUAGGAUUAUACAAUUUUGCCAACAACAUUUUGACUCAUCAUAUCCUAAAAAACUGGAAGAAAUUUCUAUCAUAGACAUAACUAGUUAGGCCUGGAAGGCUUGGUUAAUGGCAAAUGACAGUUUUGGUUCUCUGUCUUCAAUUAAAAUAAAAGGUCCCUUGCAUCCAUUUCAGCCAUCCAAAGUAACCCAACAUCUCUUACCUGUCAUAUUCCCAGAGAGAAAAAGUAGGAAUCAGUUACUAAUUCCCCAUUUGUGUUUUCAGUAC